GCAUGGCGGCUGCAAAGGAUGGGUAUCUUCCACUGUUUGAAACGAAGGAAGCUAAGGGUCAAGUGGCUUAUCGAUUGUUUGCUUUUUCCAUGCUUGUGUCCAUCUUUUUAGUUGUGGUGUACAGAGUGAGGCAUGUCCCAGCUGUCGGAGAAGGAGCUCAGGGAAGAUGGGUUUGGAUUGGACUGUUUGUUGCUGAAUUCUGGUUAUCUCUUUCAUGGCUCCUCCGUCAAGCUCUUCGAUGGAACCUUAUCUAUCGCUACACCUUCAAGGACCGGCUCUCCCAAAGGUACGAGAAGGAAUUGCCAGGAGUGGAAAUAUUUGUAUGUACAAUGGACCCAAGCAUGGAGCCACCAAUAAUGGUGAUAAACACUGUGUUAUCAGUCAUGGCCUAUGAUUAUCCGCCGGAGAAGCUAAGUGUUUAUCUCUGCGACGAUGGAGAAUCUGAGUUGACGUUCUAUGCAAUGAUAAAGGCGUCUCGCUUCUCUAAGCAUUGGCUCCUAUUCUGCAAGAAAUUCAAAGGGGAGCCUCCCUCCCCUUAA
Telopea speciosissima is the source of this 539-nucleotide messenger RNA. RefSeq names its product cellulose synthase-like protein E1. Gene Ontology annotation, biological process: plant-type primary cell wall biogenesis; cellulose biosynthetic process. Gene Ontology annotation, molecular function: mannan synthase activity; cellulose synthase (UDP-forming) activity. The coding region runs from base 3 to 539 and encodes 178 amino acids. NCBI's taxonomy places the organism in Eukaryota, Viridiplantae, Streptophyta, Magnoliopsida, Proteales, Proteaceae. The transcript has 2 exons. Gene Ontology annotation, cellular component: trans-Golgi network; plasma membrane. The record is from RefSeq and is a predicted model, not a curated record.